Messenger RNA from Pestalotiopsis fici W106-1, 228 nucleotides. RefSeq lists its product as uncharacterized. The coding region runs from base 1 to 228 and encodes 75 amino acids. The record is from RefSeq and is a predicted model, not a curated record. NCBI's taxonomy places the organism in Eukaryota, Fungi, Ascomycota, Sordariomycetes, Amphisphaeriales, Sporocadaceae. The transcript has 3 exons.
AUGGACGCCCUCAAGAACGCUAUCUCUGGCAACAAGACCAGCAACACCAAUGCUCAGGCUAGUGGCCAGCAGUCCGACUACCUCGACAAGAUCACCGACUUUGGUGUCAAGAAGUCUGGCCACGAGGCUCAGUUUGGUCGUGACAAGCAGGAGAAGGCUACCGAUGCCCUCCGCAGCGGCUACGAGAAGAUGACUGGCAACAAGGUCGACCCCAAGUGGUCCAACUAA